Messenger RNA from Odontomachus brunneus, 2358 nucleotides. It is a transcript of the gene Gat-1B, whose product is annotated as sodium- and chloride-dependent GABA transporter 1-like. Bases 40 to 2016 code for a protein of 658 amino acids. The record is from RefSeq and is a predicted model, not a curated record. Lineage: Eukaryota; Metazoa; Arthropoda; Insecta; Hymenoptera; Formicidae. The transcript is spliced from 13 exons. Gene Ontology annotation, biological process: sodium ion transmembrane transport. Gene Ontology annotation, cellular component: membrane.
GUUCCUGAAAUCUCGCUUUCGUCUCGUCGUAUACAAAUAAUGCCUUCGAGGGGAUCAUCCGGCCGCUCCAAGGUAGACAGAUCUACCAGCCCUCUGUCACGGAAACCGCAAACGGCUCCUGUGAAUCCGGUGCAGGAACUGCAGGCCCUCUUCGCCGAGCCCGUGGUGAAUACCAACACCGGCACCACCACUACCGUUAUCUCCAAUGGAGGCGAGAAGGAGUCGGAUUUCCGAUUCGAGGCCAUACAAUGCCUACGAUCCUCCGUCGUCAAGAAGACCAAAGACUUGCCGGAACGAGGAAGCUGGAGCAGCAAGAUCGAGUUCAUCCUGUCCGUCGUGGGACUGGCCAUAGGCUUGGGAAACCUAUGGCGGUUUCCUUACCUCUGCUAUAAGAACGGCGGUGGCGCUUUCAUGGUGCCUUACUUCAUCGCGCUUGGCCUGGCGGGUAUACCCAUGUUCCUGAUGGAGCUGUCUCUGGGACAGAUGAUGACAAUCGGCGGCCUCGGUGUCUUUCAGAUAGCGCCGCUCUUCAAAGGCAUCGGAUACGCCACCUGCGUGCUCUCCUGCUGGACUAAUGUUUACUACAUCAUCAUUCUCGCUUGGGCGCUCUUCUACUUUCUGGUCUCCUUGCGAGCCGACGUACCUUGGCGAAGCUGCGAUAACUCAUGGAACACGCGCUACUGCAUCACAUCUGAUGCGCUGUGCUGGCAAAACGAGUUGUCGAACGACACCAUGUGCGCCACGUCCAUCGGAAAUUUGAGCACCACGUUCCUAAAAGAUCCAGUCAAGGAGUUUUGGGAGAGACGAACUCUGCAGAUCUCCGCGGGUGUCGAGGCAGUGGGUAGCAUAAGAUGGGAAUUGGCUGGGACAUUAGCGGUCGUGUGGAUUAUGUGUUAUUUCUGCAUCUGGAAAGGCGUCAAGUGGACCGGCAAGGUCGUCUACUUCACGUCGCUCUUCCCGUAUGCGCUGCUGGCUGUGUUGUUGGUACGAGGCUUAACACUUCCUGGCGCUUCAGAAGGCUUGAAGUAUUACGCCACUCCGAAUCUCUCGAAACUCGGCGAUCCCGAGGUGUGGAUAGAUGCGGUGACGCAGAUAUUCUUUACUUACGCUCUCGGUCUAGGCGCGCUGGUAGCACUAGGCAGUUACAAUAAGUUUAACAAUAACGUUUACAAGGACGCUCUCAUCAUAUGUUGUGUGAAUACUUGCACUAGUUUGUUGAGCGGUGUUGUUAUAUUCUCCGUGGUCGGUUUCAUGGCUCACGAACAGCAGAAACCGGUGGCCGAUGUAGCUGCUUCUGGACCCGGUCUGGCGUUUCUGGUUUAUCCCUCAGCGGUUCUGCAGCUACCCGGAGCCUCGGUCUGGUCGUGCCUCUUCUUCUUCAUGCUCCUUCUGAUAGGCUUGGAUAGUCAGUUCUGUACGAUGGAGGGCUUUGUCACCGCUGCCGUGGACGAGUGGCCGCGAUUACUAAGGAAGAGGAAAGAACUGUUCAUCGCGAUCGUAUGCUUGAUCUCCUACUUGAUUGGAUUGCUGUGCGUCACGGAGGGCGGUAUGUAUGUGUUCCAACUGCUAGACACGUAUGCCGUCAGUGGGUUCUGUCUGCUCUUCCUAAUGUUCUUCGAGUGCAUCUCUGUGUCGUGGGCGUUUGGUGUAAAUCGAUUCUAUGACGGCAUACGGGAUAUGAUAGGUUAUUAUCCAUGCUUCUGGUGGAAGAUUUGUUGGACGUUCACCACGCCUGCUAUCUGUGUGGGCGUCUUCAUCUUCAACAUCAUCAAGUUCGUGCCCGUGAAAUACCUCUCGUACGAAUUUCCAUGGUGGAGUCACUUAUUGGGUUGGCUUGCGGGCCUUUCCUCGAUGCUAUGCAUUCCAGGCUACAUGAUCUAUAUCUGGUACGUUACACCAGGAACUACCUCAGAGAAAUAUCGAAAAUUGAUAAAAAUAGAGGACAACGUAGCCGCAUUACGGAAGAAACUCAAUCCAUCCAAAGCUGCUGUCAUCAACGCCGAAUUUGAAUUAUAAAACCGCAUUCGUUCUACUCACGAUCGCGGAUGCGGGAAUGCGGGUCGCGCAGUGUACGAAUUUACGACGAAAACUCAGAGAGCUCAGGAGCUCGUUGCAGAGAAACGGAGGGAUCCAAGCGCAACGAGGAAUGCGAAACGGACUGGAGAUAAAUUAGAUUUCGCUCUCGAGUAGCACCGAGAGAGAUAAGGUAUACCGUGUGUGUCUCAUUCACUUCGGCACAAGUAACAUCGAGCGACGUUUAUUAAUUAAACUGAUAUAUCAUAUACCUCUUAUAAUCCGCCUUCAAACAACAUAUCGUAUAAAAAGGAACAAAGACAAUAAUAAUACGCUUCACAAUAA